UGUUCUCAUUUCCGAACACAAUAUCCGUUGUUUAAGGUGAAAAGGAAAAAAAGAAAAAAGUUGUGCAGUGAGGAACGCGAAGACGCGAGAUAGGGAAUAGGCGACAGUGCGUUUGGCUGCCCCCAGCAAUCGAACUCCUUGUGCUCCUCGCACCUCAUUCUCUCUCUCUCUCGUAUCUGCAACUUCAACUAACUAACUUUUAUGAAGCCGAAGGCGUCAGUGAAUCGACCCCCAACACCAGAUGUGGUCGAAAAUGUCCCUGAAAGAGAACCCACGCUUCAAGAGCUCAUCAACAUCAAGUUGAUCGAGACUGGAGAGAAGGAGCGCCUCAUGGAGCUGUUGAGGGAAAGGCUUGUUGAUUGCGGUUGGAAGGAUGAAAUGGAAACUCUCUGCAGAGCUGUUGUGAAGAAGAAAGGGAGGAAUAAUGUUACUGUUGAUGAACUUGUACAUGUAAUCACUCCAAAGGGACGAGUCUCCAUUCCUGAUUCCGUAAAGGCUGAGUUGUUGCAGAGGAUUCGAACAUUUCUCGUGUCUGCUGCUCUUUAAGAAUCUUCAUGGCUUGGUCAGUGUUAGCCUCACCAAUAUGCUGUAAAGACUAUGGUUGGAAGUAGUAAGAACUGCACGCAUUUGUACUGGGUUUUAUUUGGUGGGAGGGAGAUGACUAUUUCAUGUAAAACCAUGAUUAUUUCACUCCUUUCAAUAUAAAUUUGAGAAAUAAUUUUUUGUACCAAAUUGUUAAUAUGUAACAGCCUCAUUCCUCGCACUUAUUUUGGGCGUUUAUAUAAACUACAUCUUGUUACACA
Messenger RNA from Glycine soja, 803 nucleotides. RefSeq names its product transcription and mRNA export factor ENY2-like. Gene Ontology annotation, cellular component: nuclear pore; DUBm complex; SAGA complex. The transcript is spliced from 5 exons. The record is from RefSeq and is a predicted model, not a curated record. Gene Ontology annotation, molecular function: chromatin binding; transcription coactivator activity. Lineage: Eukaryota; Viridiplantae; Streptophyta; Magnoliopsida; Fabales; Fabaceae. Gene Ontology annotation, biological process: poly(A)+ mRNA export from nucleus; regulation of transcription by RNA polymerase II; positive regulation of DNA-templated transcription. Bases 202 to 546 code for a protein of 114 amino acids.